This is a messenger RNA of Caenorhabditis bovis, 2328 nucleotides long. NCBI's taxonomy places the organism in Eukaryota, Metazoa, Nematoda, Chromadorea, Rhabditida, Rhabditidae. The record is from the annotation of a GenBank genome assembly.
AUGCUCGCUAUUAUCAUUCCAAUUAUGGGCAAUCAAUUGAUGAAUUUCGAAAUAUUUCAGAAUUGGAGUGUGCUCAUUUCGCUUUAUCGGCGAGCAAUGACCACUGCUCUUCAACAGGAUUUCGGCAUCGAGCAACGAUUUUCGGAUAAAAUCGAUUUAGGAGAAUUGGAUAAUAUGUGCGCUUCGAGCGAUUCCUCAGCUUCAAGCAAUACGCCAACGAUGCCAAAUCCAAAAGAAAGUUCGGAAGAAUCGCAUGUUUAUGCGAAUAUUCGCGAGAUUGAAGAAUUUCACAAUCGUGCGGUUCCGCCAGCUCCGAAGCCGGACUCGAAGCCAGUUCGCGAUAUGCAUAAUGGAUGGCUCGAAUACGAAACCGACCUCGGACGAACAUUCUUCUAUCAUAAAGAAAGCGGAAAAACGCAAUGGAUUCCGCCGAGGUUUCUACGAACACCGGCGCAAGUUGAGCAAUUCCUGCAUGCCACAAAAACCGCGAUCGAUGAAAAUUGUACAUAUGAGGGACCGUCAACGAAAGAGCACAAAGAGAAUAAGGAGAAUGAGGAGGCGAAAGACAUGACAGGCGAUAGUGAAAAAAUCGAGGACGAGGAGGUGUUUGAUGAGGUUUGCGAGGAUCCCGAAGAAAUCUGCUCGACGUCGGGAUUCGUCGCGGCCGAGUCGCCAUCGAACACACCAACGGAAACUUCAUUUCCGGCGUAUGCGGUUCCGCCAAAUUCUGGAGCGAGUUCGCCGGCGACGACGCGUCGUCGCAUUUCGCCGAACAGCCAACGAAUGAUGACGUUUCAAAAUCGUUGUUUCGCAUUGAAAAAUGUGCCAUUGCCUCAAGUGUUGCCAACAUCGAUUAGCACCGAUUGCCAUAAAUUGAGCGAAACUCACGAGGAAUGUGAGAAUGAAUCGAUUUUUCCAAAAAUCAAGUUUCAGACAAGCACCGGCUGUCAAAAAAGACGAGGAAGUAGUGAAUCUCGCGAACCAGUGCGAACUAUUCGCUAUGGUGAUAUGGAAUGGUACGAACAGAAGGAGGAGCUACGCACGAAGAAACGAGAAUGGAUUUCAAAUUAUAUGUAUCUAACAUCAGCACACUUAAUCAUGUACAAAGAUCAAAAAAGUGCCGAGAAACACGGCAAACAUUACGAUGCGCCGAUGGGUUGUUGGGAUUUGCGAGGCGCCAAUGUCUCAUGGGUUGCCGAGAAGGAUGUAAAAAAGAAGAAGCGAUAUAUACAGUUGGAAUUGUGCAAUAAUAAUAAAUAUUUGCUGAGAUUCAAUUCGGAUAAUGACGCAAAUGAAUGGUUCAGCGCGUUGAAUGAUGUUGUGUCGAAAUUGCCGGCUCCUGAUCCGUCCGUUCAGCCUGUUAUGGACGUCUCUGGAAAUAAUGUGUCGCGAAGCCCGUCGUAUAUCAAUUCUAGACCUCUAUCGCACCUGAUGACAGGGCGAAGCAUUCGUCGCCGCGGUGAUCCGAUGUCGCAAUCCGCCAUUGAAUCGUCAUCGACAGCCGCCGUCGUCGAGGAAUCGAGACCAUCGAAAGAAUCGAUAUUGGAGAAAUUGCGACGAUUCUUUGCCAAACGGCCGACCGUUGAGAGUCUCAAAGAGAAAGGAAUAUAUAAGCCGGAACCAGUAUUCGGAUCGACGCUAUUGGCGAUUUGCAAUCAUGAGAAUUCCUAUGUGCCAAAAUUUUUGAGGGUCAUUACUGAGGUGAUCGAGAGCAAAGGGUUGGACACGGAUGGAAUUUAUCGGGUUAGUGGGAAUUUGUCUGCGGUUCAGCGAAUACGAUGUCAAGCCGAUCAAGAUAAUUAUAAGGCGCUGGUUGCCGAGGAGGAUAUUCAUGUGUUAACUGGAGCGUUGAAGCUUUUCUUUCGUGAGCUCAGCGAGCCUUUGUUCCCCACCGCUUAUCACAAGGAAUAUACGUCGGCGAUGCAGAAUCCGAAUGUUCCGACGCGUUUCAAAAAGUUUGAAGAGCUUCUGAAUCGUUUGCCGAUGGAGAAUCGCGAGACGCUCAAAGUGCUUUUGAGGCACUUGAAUAGGGUCGCAUCGCAUUCAUCGCAUAAUCGAAUGCAGCAGCACAAUCUGGCCAUCGUGUUCGGGCCCACUCUAUUUCAUAAUGGUGAUGGAGUGGUGGCCGGCGGAGCAGCGGCGAAGAAUAAAAAGGCGGCGAAACGCGGAAAGAAUGCUAAGGGAUCGAAGGAUGAAGCCGCGCCGCCAGUUCAAUCGAACUCUCAUCUGGCGUUCAGCAUGAUCAUGCAGAGCCAAAUUGUGCAGUACCUUCUUGAAUCGCAGAACAAGUUUGACAUACUCAAAGCGCCAGUAAUCUAUUCUCGUUGA